Messenger RNA from Callorhinchus milii (elephant shark), 3779 nucleotides. RefSeq names its product START domain-containing protein 10. NCBI's taxonomy places the organism in Eukaryota, Metazoa, Chordata, Chondrichthyes, Chimaeriformes, Callorhinchidae. Bases 35 to 865 code for a protein of 276 amino acids. The transcript has 6 exons. Gene Ontology annotation, molecular function: lipid binding. The record is from RefSeq and is a predicted model, not a curated record.
AAGCGAGGGAGCGGGAGGCAGACGGAGGCCGGAGAUGGCGGCGCCGCAGCGGCGGGAGGAGGCGGUGCAGAUCCCCGAUGACCAGGCUUUCGCUUCGUUCCGGCGGCGCUGUGAGGUGGAGCAGGGAUGGCAGCAGCGGUACAGCAAGGCCGGCCUCGCGGUGUGGGUGCAGGCCGCCGCCGAGGGGAGGGACGUGCAUCAGAUCAAGUGUAGAAUUGAUAUCAAGGAUGUGUCGGCUGAAACCAUGUACGACGUACUGCAUGACAUCGAGUACCGGCGCAAGUGGGACACCAACAUGAUGCAGACCUUCGACAUCGCUCGGCUCACUGUCAAUGCUGACGUCGGCUACUACUCCUGGAGAUGUUUGAAACCUUUGCAGAAUCGGGAUGUUGUUACACUACGCUCAUGGCUGGUCCUGGAUACGGAUUAUAUGAUCAUCAAUCACUCUGUCAAACACCCAAAUUACCCUCCUCAGAAGGGGCUGGUGCGAGCGGUGUCUAUCCUCACCGGGUACCUCAUACACUCUACCGGCAUCAAUAGCUGCACCUUAACCUACUUGGCACAGGCCGACCCCAAAGGAUCGCUGCCAAAAUGGGUUGUCAACAAAGCUUCGCACUACCUGGCUCCCAAAGUGCUGAAGAAGCUGUGCAAGGCGUGCAUGAAGUACCCCGAGUGGAAGCAGAAGAAUAAGCCGAGCUACAAGCCGUGGCUGAACCCGGAGCAGAGCCAGCUCCCAACCAUGAGUCUGUCGGAGCUGUCCAUCCAGCAUGCAGACUCUUUGGAGAACAUCGACGAGAGCGGCCUGAGCGAGGUGAAGGAUGGCAGUGAUGAGGAAGAGACCAGCAGUAAGACAGGGAAAGCCUAAACCUGCUGCUGGGGCCAGGAGCUGCUGCAGCCUGAGUGGCCGUGUGGGAUCUGAUUGGGGGGAAUGUGAUAUGUGGGAACGCUGCUCUGAAUGAAGCCAGAUUGUGUAGAUGUAGGUGUGGCGGCAUCCACAGUACCAGGCCAUGGGGUCGUGCCGUGUGGUGUUAAUAGGGUAAAUCACUGUUCACCCACUGCAGCCCAACUGGGGGGGUGGGGGGAAGGUGUCAGCUGUGAGGAGUUACACAUUCAGCUGAUGCAGCCAUGACGUGAAAAGGCCAGCACAGCACAUAGCUAGUCCGGUCUCGAUGCUGAGGGUCAGAGUACAGAGCGAGAAACUCUUGCAGUGACAUCUACAGCAAGGCCGCACGGUGAUUGUUUAAAUCAGUUACACAGAUAUCAUAUCAGGCAUUGGGGUUCAUGAUUUAAUUUACGAACUGCCACGGUUCCCAAGUCACCUUGUAGCAAGAGGUCGUACAUCAUUCUCUUCUAGCAAUUUCUCUCUCUCUCUGUGUGGACAGCAACCUGCUGCCUCUCUCUAUCUGUCUCUCUGUACGCAGAGACCUGUUGCCCCUAUCUCUCUAUAUAGUAACCUGUUGCUUCUCUGUACGGCCCCCAAUGUUGUGGAGAUUGUAGUCACAUGAACUGCUUGGUUUGCAAUCUGUUAAAGCCAGACAUUCUAUGUGAAUGUAGAAUCCACCUGUCCAGGAACGAAGCCCAGCAAUGUAUACCUGCAGGUUCUAAACACUUAUGUGUUGGUGGUGGGGGGAUGGGGUGAGAUUCCCACAUGCCCCAAACCUCUGACUUUUCCAGGUGAAUAACCUCAGUUGCCGACAAUAAUGCUCUUGAGAACAGUGAGGUGCCAACUGGGCAAUGUGUCCAAACAGGAGAUGUGUGCACAUCCUUCCUCCCAAGUGCCAUAGUAACCGUCGCUGUGCCUUUCUGUGGGAGAAUUGCUGCUGCCAUUUCCAGGCCAGCGGGAGCAGGGCAGGUGCUGUGCAAAGCCUCUGAGCGUGGCCAUUGCUGCAAGACCUGAAACUGCAGUGUUCAGAGAUAUACUGCUGGCUGUUUUACGUUUGUUUCUGUUUGUUUCUCUUCCCCUUCCCACAACAGUCCUGGGCCAGUGUUAUAUCAGAUCACUGUGUUCUGGGCCAGUAUCUGUUAUAUCAGAUCACUGUUUGCUGGGCCAGUGUCCUGUAAAAAACACAUGAUGUAACUAUGUGAUCUGAUGUUUCGGGAGUUUGUUGGUUCAGGUAUGUUGAUCAGCAGGCUGUUAGAAGAGUGAGUGCCUUGUGUAAUCCAGACCCUGAACCUGGCACAAUUGCUGCAAUUUGCCAAAACGCAGCUGUGGAUGAAUAUGGGUUGUGUGUGUAAUUGUACCAACCAUGUUUGCUAGCACUGUACUGUCCUGUUGUGCUCUGUGGGAACAUGCCAUUCCUCCACAUGUGGACCCUGGGAGAUGUCCAGUCAGUUAAUAGUUCAGUCAUAGUUAACGUGCUAUCUGUGUGUUUGUGUGUCUUUUGGCACUCAGCAGCCAUGGUACGUACUACUGUUGGCAACCAAAUUGUUUGCUUUGGCGGCAGAUCCUAACUGACUGUGGAUUUCUUACUUUCCCUCUUUCCUUUCCUCCACCACCACACAUAACAAAUUCCCAAUUCAACCCCAACAAAGAGCUCAUUUGCUCUAAAACAUGUUGAUAGUGCGACCACCUGCUGCUGCUCCAAUUAACACCCAGGGUCUCGAGGCUGAACUCCAGCCCCUGGCUACCACACAGUAACACAAGGUGGUGUUUUUACUGUCAUUCUCAAUUCUUCCCCUUUGCAUUGAGGUGAACUGAAGAAUUUAAAGAAAUACAUUUGGCAAUAAGUGUGAAGUUCCUCCCCACCCCCCCACACACACUACACUACUCCUGGUUUAAGCCUGCUGCUCUGAUCUGAUUGUCCGACUAACAUAUGGGCUUCUCUUGCAGCGGAUGUGCUCUGCAGCCUGCACACAUCCCUUUACAAUAAGGACACUAACUUCCCAGCUGUUAAAUUAUUAAUUCUUGGUUCUGUGUGAUUUUGGACGCCUGGGUCCUCUCAGUCUUUCCCUUUGGAAAUCCAUCAUUGCACCCACUGUCACACAGGAAAGCAGAAGUGCCACUAACUGCACUAAGUAUGAAACGGUCAUUCAGUAGUGCCGACGUUUGGUUGGAGAGAUUGCCUGUGCUGCUUUUUCAGUUGUCCCCAAGUUGGAAGCUCUAGCUUUGGUCUGCCUCAUGUGUAACAAGUGCACGUUGUAAUGAAGUGUUCACCCUGCUUAGCCUCACACACUACUCCACUAACCUCCACUGUCCCUCCUAAUGGAACCAGCCCACAUGCUUAAAUUGAUCUACGAUGUUAAUUCUUACAAGGGUGAUUUAUCAAAAUAAUUGGAACUCUGCUUCUGGCUAGAAUGCUGUUACUCCUAUGAUGUGUUGUGCUCUGAUCUUGCACUCCAGUGCAACAUCAGGCUGUUGACUAGCACGGUGAUGUGGACACAGUGGGAGUUGAGAAUUUAGCAAUUGGUAUUGUAUCUGGCAUGUUUGGUGGGGGAGGGGGGAGGCGCUCAGCUUCCAAGCUCCUUUCAACCUCCCAAAGAUUUGCGGCUUUUCCAAAACCCUAGGUUUUUUGGACCAAUUUGUGUCUCAGAAUGCUAUAGAAUUGCCAAUCAACAUUAGUUCUGAGGUUUACAUUGAGUGCCUGAUUGUCUUUAAUCCUAAAUGGCAGAGUAUAUUUUAAAGCGAGGAAUCUGAUUUAGUUUCUGUAUUUAUAUCGUACAAAUUUAUUGGUGUACAGUUUACAAAUGAGUGAAAUUCGGAUUUAAAUUUUCUCUUUACUAAACUGCUGUGAUUUGUAAGAACAUGCUAAUUUUUAAUAAAUAAAAUAUAUUCCACUGGA